Molecule: messenger RNA, 1017 nt
Organism: Aspergillus sclerotioniger CBS 115572
Lineage: Eukaryota; Fungi; Ascomycota; Eurotiomycetes; Eurotiales; Aspergillaceae
Exons: 2
Coding region: 332-814 (160 amino acids)
Source: RefSeq, a predicted model, not a curated record
CUCAAUUCUUAUAAAUUCAGGCGUCGACCUGUCAUCCUGUUGUCAUGUCUGGCAGAGUACACAGUCAUUGCCCAGUCAAUCAUUCAAAGUAAUAACAAGUCAUUACGCACACUUCUAUUAUAUAUUUCACUGCGAACUCAGCGGUUCUCAAACUGGUUUGAUUGACUUUGGACCCCAUCAUUGUUUGCAAUAUCUAUCACCGCAUAUUUCCAAUCCCUUUGCCCAAAUGGAGCCUGAAAGCUCAGGUCUAUACAUGACAUACUUCGAUCCGACGCAGAACAUGACAACUGGAGCUGUAUACCAUACGUACACACAAUCCACACAACACACCAUGCCGGAGCAUGUCAACCACUACUACGAGGUUGUUCCAGUGCAGAAUGGGCCUAACCUUGCCUCUGGUGACCUGCAGGCAGUGUAUCGGGACUUGGGGUCUUUUCAUCCAACCAUGUAUGGCACCUCCACUCCAGUGAGCAAUUCUCAAGUAGAUGGCGGCAACCCACUCCAAUCCACCCCUUCAAGCACCUACCCGAGGACUGGGGUCGACAACACGUUUGCCCACCCACCAGGCCUUGAUGCAUAUAACAGAAACGCCAUGACAAGGUCGCCCACUCAUCCCUGCCGCUGGAUGAACUGCAACAGAAUGUUCAAGCGCAUCUCGGAGCUGAGGAGGCACGUCAACGCCAUCCAUAUCUCCCCAGAAUCCUUUCCAUGUGCACUCUGUGGGCAUCGUUGCAACCGGAAGGAUACUCUGAAGCAGCAUAUGUUGCAGUCCCAUCAUUCGACUCGCACUGCAAAUAGGGCUAUAGAGUAUUGAUGACUUUGUGUACUCUUUCUUGAUUCAAGACCAAGUUUCUUCGGUUCUCUUGGCUCCAUCGUUGCUUUCUUCUCCAUAAUGGUCUUUGUUUCACAUCAUUUCGGGGUUCAUCUGAUUUGACGAUUUACGAUGUCUAUAUCUCAUGGUACUUUUUUCUAUCUAUUCUGCCUUCUCUUUGCACUUUCUUCACAUGUAUUCCGGCA